CGUCAGGUUAGAGGAGGCUCAGCUUCAGAUUCAAAGAUGGUGGGUGUUUGUGGUUCAUGUCUCUGAAUGACUGAAGUCCAGAAGAUGGAUGAUUGUGUGGAGGAAGAGGAGGAGAGACCAGAGUCUCCAGGAUCCAUCAGUGUCUCUAUGAAGAGUGACUGGUCCAAAGAACAUCCUCCAGACUUCAGUAAAGAACCUGGACCCUCAGACACAGAAGGGAGGAAGAGGAGAGGAGUUGGUGUGGAGGAGCAGCCGUCCAGUCAGAGCAGAACUGUACCAGCAGAGGCUGGUCUGCAGGAGGUCCUAGAUGAACACAAGACCAGUCUGAGGAGGAGAUGUGAACAUGUGACUGAAGGAACUGAUGAACCAGGAAGUAGAACCCCCCUCAACAGGAUCUACACGGAGCUCUUCAUCACAGAGGGACUGAGUGAAGAGGUUGAUACCCAACAUGAGGUGAGGCAGCUGGAGACAGCUCCCAGGAUGAAGAGCCUCCAUGACGCUCCAAUCAGGUGCCAGGACAUCUUUAAAGCCUUACCUGACCAACGUGGAGCCAUCAGAGUGGUUCUGACCAACGGCGUCGCUGGCGCUGGGAAAACCUUCUCGGUUCAGAAGUUCUCUCUGGACUGGGCCGAGGGCUGGGAGAACCAAGACGUCACCGUGGUGAUUCUGCUCUCGUUCAGGGAGCUGCACCUGAUCGGACAUGAGCAGCUCAGUCUUCUCAGGCUGAUCCAGGUUUUCCAUCCAUCGUUCCAGAAGCUCACAGCAGAGCAGCUGGCUGCCGGGAAACCGUUGUUCAUCUUUGACGGCCUGGAUGAAAGCAGACGUUCCCUGGACUUCAACAACGGUCCGGUGGUGUCUGACGUCACACAGAGCUCAUCGGUCAACGUGCUGCUGACCAACCUCAUCCAGGGGAACCUGCUUCCCUCAGCUCUCAUCUGGAUCACUUCCAGACCUGCAGCAGCCAAUCAGAUCCCUCACAAACACGUGGACAGGGUGACAGAAGUACGAGGCUUCACUGACGUCCAGAAGGAGGAAUACUUCAGGAGGAGGUUCAGAGAUGAAGAGCGGUCCAGCAGCAUCGUCUCCCACAUGAAGACAUCCAGAACCCUCCACAUCAUGUGUCAACUCCCGGUCUUCUGCUGGAUCACUGCUACAGUUCUGGACCACAUGUUGACCACAGAGCAGAGAGGAGAGCUGCCCAAGACCCUGACUGACAUGUUCUCCCACUUCCUGCUGGUCCAGACCAAGAGGAAGAGGAACAAGUACCAGGAGGGACGUGAGACGAGUCCACAGGAGCUGACGGAGGCUGACAGGGACCUUCUCCUGAAGCUGGGGAGGCUGGCGUUGGAACAUCUGGAGAAAGGAAACAUCAUGUUCUACCAAGAAGACCUGGAGCAGUGUGGUCUUGAUGUCCCAGAGGCCUCGGUGUACUCAGGAGUUUGUACCCAGAUCUUCAGGAGAGAGUGUGAGGUCUUCCAGAAACCCGUCUACUGCUUUGUUCAUCUGAGCAUCCAGGAGUUCCUGGCUGCAGUGUACGUACUCCACUGUUGCUCCACCAGAAACACAGAUGUGCUGGAGAACUUCCUGGGAGGCGACAGAUACUCAUCUCUGGAUGACUUCUUGAAGAGAGUCAUGGAGAAAUCCCUGGAGAGUAAAAAUGGCCACCUGGACCUGUUUGUCCGCUUCCUUCAUGGUCUUUCUGUGGAGUCCAACCAGAGACUGUUAGGAGGUCUGCUGAACCAGACGGAGAACGAUCCAGGAACCAUCCAGAGAGUCAUCAACAACCUGAAGGAGAUGAAGACUGAGAGUAUCUCUCCUGACAGAAGCAUCAACAUGUUCCAGUGUCUGAUGGAGAUGAACGACCUCUCAGUUCAUCAGCAGAUCCAAGAGUUCCUGAAGUCAGAGAACAGAUCAGAGGAGAAACUCUCUGAGAUCCAGUGUUCAGCUCUGGCCUACAUGCUGCAGAUGUCGGAGGAGGUUCUGGAUGAGUUGGACCUGAACAAGUACAAGACAACACUAUGGGGUCGACAGAGACUGAUUCUAGCUGUGAGGAACUGCAGAAAGGCUCGAUUUGUUGGUUGUCAUCUCUCAAAGACUCACUAUGAAGUUGUGGCGUCCGCUCUGAAGUCCAACCCCUCCCAUCUGACAGAACUGGACCUGAGUCAGAACCUCCUGCAGGAUUCAGGAGUGAAGGUUCUGUCUGGUGGACUGGAGAGUCCAAACUGUAGACUGGAGACUCUGAGAUUGCAGCGCUGCAGGAUGUCAGAGAUCAGCUGUUCUUCUCUGGUCUCAGCUAUGAAGUCGAACCCCUCCCAUCUGAAACAUCUGGACCUGAGUCUGAACAACCUGCAGGAUUCAGGAGUGAAACAUCUGUGGGGUUUCCUGGAGAGUCCAGACUGCAGACUGGAGACUCUGAGGUUGGAGGGCUGCUGGUUGUCAGAGAUCAGCUGUUCUUCUCUGGUCUCAGCUCUGAAGUCCAACCCCUCCCACCUGAAACAUCUGAAACAUCUGGACCUGAGCUGGAACCAGCUGCAGGAUUCAGGAGUGAAACAUCUGUGUGGUUUCCUGGAGAGUUCAGACUGCAGACUGGAGACUCUGAGCUUGCAGCUCUGCGGUCUGUCAGGGAUCAGCUGUUCUUCUCUGGUCUCAGCUCUGAAGUCCAACCCCUCCCAUCUGAAACAUCUGGACCUGAGAUUCAACUACAAGCUGCAGGCUGCAGAUGUGGAGCAGCUGUCUGGUCUGGUGGAGAGUCCAGACUACCAGCUGCAGACUCUCAGGUGGGAGCGCUGCAGUUUGUCAGAGAUCAGAUGUGAUGAUCUGGUCUCAGUUCUGGAGUCCAACCCGUCUGAUCUGGAACAUCUGGACCUGAGUAGGAGCGAGCUGCAGGAUUCAGAUGUGAAGCAGCUGUGUUGUUUCCUGGGUGGUCCAGACUGCAGACUGGAGACUCUCAGGUUGAAGGGAUGCUGGUUGUCAGAGAUCAGCUGUUCUUCUCUGGUCUCAGCUCUGAAGUCCAACCCCUCCCACCUGAAACAUCUGAAACAUCUGGACCUGAACUGGAACCAGCUGCAGGAUUCAGGAGUGAAACAUCUGUGUGGUUUCCUGGAGAGUCCAGACUGCAGACUGGAGACUCUGAGGUUGCAGUGGUGCGGUCUGUCAGGGAUCGGCUGUUCUUCUCUGGUCUCAGCUCUGAAGUCCAACCCCUCCCAUCUGAAACAUCUGGACCUGAGCAGGAAUGACCUGCAGGCUGCAGAUGUGGAGCAGCUGUCUGGUCUGGUGCAGAGUCCACACUACCAGCUGCAAACUCUCAGCCUAGACUGAACCAAACAGACGACGGUGGAGCAGGUGGAUUCUUCUCAGAGUAGACGUCCUCCUAUAAUCUCUCAACACCAGCAAAGGUUGGUGAAGCUUGUGGCUCCUCCAACCUCCACUUCUCCCUCAUCAAACACCCUGGUCUGCUCCCACCGCACCUUCCUGCUCUCAGACUAACAUUCCUUCUGUCCCUGUUCCUAAAUCUGCUGAAAGCAGCAGUGAAGAGACACAACAGCGUGAAGAAGAAGACUCCAACCUGGGAGAAGGAUGUGAGCCUUUUAUCAGAAUGAUCACAGCGAGCAAUGCUCCGCAUUCCUCCGGUCCUCUAAAACUCUCCACCACAGGUUCCUGUGAAAUAGGCCGUCAGGUCAACCACGUAAAUGUCUUUAGAAAGAGGAUCUCGCUCCCACCUCUGGGGUGUACAUUCUUUUCACUUAAAAAAAAAGAACUAUUUAUGUUAAGCAUAGGAUAAAAAGUUGAACUCUGAUUUCUAGGAAGUAUUUUCACAAUCGUUAUUUUAAAGAGCAUAUUGCAGGUUGGAGACCCCUGUGAAUCAAUGUGUAGGAAAAUAAUGUAGGAACUGAAUUUUCAUUGAAAUACGCAUAAAUAUAUACUACAGUGACCUCCGGAGUUGUUUUUGUGAGAGUAUUUUACUUCCGCAUCUGAAAAAGUUGAAUCGGAAGUGAC
Messenger RNA from Cololabis saira (Pacific saury), 3996 nucleotides. Its product is annotated as NACHT, LRR and PYD domains-containing protein 12-like. The record is from RefSeq and is a predicted model, not a curated record. Bases 67 to 3318 code for a protein of 1083 amino acids. NCBI's taxonomy places the organism in Eukaryota, Metazoa, Chordata, Actinopteri, Beloniformes, Belonidae. Gene Ontology annotation, molecular function: protein binding. The transcript has 12 exons.